This is a messenger RNA of Oikopleura dioica, 1581 nucleotides long. NCBI's taxonomy places the organism in Eukaryota, Metazoa, Chordata, Appendicularia, Copelata, Oikopleuridae. The record is from the annotation of a GenBank genome assembly.
AUGAAGUUCUCCACCGGUUUUUUCGUCUUUUAUUUGGCACGAGCUGAUCAUAUUGAGGAAGCAGAGGCUCUUGUAAAUUUUGAGAAUGAACUUGGAUGGGAAGAUGCCCUUUGGAACGUGACGAUGUUUAACGAUACAAGUUAUACAGAGAAUUUUCAAAAUGAAACAAUUUGGGAUGAAGAAAGAAGAAGGCCAGAUGAUGGGAGAUCUCCUCCAGGAGAAAUUGCCGUUCGGCGAAGAAUUCUUUGCGGUGGAAACGUAAAUGACACUGCUUACAUCACUUCUCCUGAAUUUGACUUAUCGAAUGCGAACAGCUUGUAUCCAAACUACAGACAUUGCGAGUGGCUGAUUCAGUUUCCCGAGUACGUCAAAUCCUUUACCAUCACCCCAACGCACUUCGAAAUCGAAGAUCAUCCUCUCUGUCUUUGGGACACGCUAUCUAUUUAUACGAGGAAAAAGUCCGAUGGAACGUACAACAAAACACCGCAUUAUUUCUACUGUGGAAGUAUGACUGAUUCAUUUGACUACUACGACGACUACGACAAUGGAAACAAGUACGCUCAAAUCGCUGGUGUAAGUUCCAGAGUGAUGAAUAAAGCGAUAACUAUUGAGGGGAACCAUGCUAAGAUCGACUUUAUCAGUGAUAGUCAAGUCGGCAAAAGAGCUCCGAUGAUGGUGAUGGAUUUUUACGUCCGAGGCCUACAUAUUGAGAAGCCAGAGCUUUGCCCGAAUGAUUUCUGGGAGCCAAACCACGACUAUACGGACUGCAUUCCUCAAGGCGUAGAAAUGCAAUGUGAUCCCGCGGAAGUGCAAUUCAAGGCGAAUGUAGCUCACUUGUACAAAAAUCUCGAUGAGAGCAAAUGGUCUAAUGUCAAGGUUAAUUUUGGGUCUUGCAUCGGAAACAUUUCCCCAGAUUCCAACGGCUGGAUUUCAGAAACUUUUUCUAGUACUGCGUGCAAUGGGGACUUGACCCAAGACUCUGUCUCUGGCCAAAUUGGAUUGAGUUGGAAGAUCAAGGGACAACUUUCUGCGAGCAGUGGUGAUCUUGUCGCGACACCUGACCUGAGUUUUGAUGUGAAAUGUCUCUACAACAACAAUCUUUCCAUAAACACCGGAGGAAUAAACGUCAACGGCGGUCUAGUGAUAAAAGAUUCGGUUAUUUCUCAAGGGGAUCUUUUGUCAAGAUUUUCUCUUGAAUCCUAUAGCGAUUACACAUACACAUUCAAGUCAAACGAGGUUCACAUCGGCCGCCCGAUCUAUUUUAGAGUCUCUACCGAUUUAAAUCUAAACAAACCAUUUUCUUUCCAAGUCACAGAAUGCUCUGCACAUCAGUAUAUCAUUCCAGGUCUUGGCAAGUCCUACACAGUUCUUAAAGACACGUGCUCUCCAGAUUCGAUGGUAAAAUUCGAUAAUUCCGACCUUAUCGGAGACUGGCAGGGGGAUACUGCUGACUUUAAAUUUAACAGCUUCGUCUUUUCAUUCGAAAAUCCCCAAAUCUAUCUCAAAUGUGGGGUCAAAAUUUGUCUUCAAAAUUCCGACGGUUCUUUUUUCCUGCCAAACUGCUUGACAAACUGUCAAUAA